AUGUCCGCCCCAGCAGGCGACGGCUUCGGCCAAUUCCAGGGUCAGCCGCAACAUCAGCAGCCCGAUGCUCCAGUCGACGCAGGUGUUGCCGGCGCCGCGCCCAAGAAGAAGAAGCGUGGCUAUGCCGCUGGCGCCUUUGAUGUCGCUACUGGCGCCAAUGCUGGUGGCCAGAUGCCGGGCGCCGCGCCACCUGCUCCCCAGUACGGCGGCUACCCCCAGGUCGACAUGCAGCAGCAGCAGCAGCAGCAGCAGCAGCAGGCUGCUGGCGGGUAUCAGUACGGCCAGACAUACGGCGCUCCCCAGCCGGGUGCUCCUCAACAAGGCUAUGGCGGAUACCCUGCCCCCGACCAGGCCGCUCAGACCGGCGGGCAAGAUGUCGCCGGCAUCACACAGGGCGUCGCAGGUAUGAACAUGGGCGCCCAGCAACCGCCUUCGAUGCCAAUGGCUCCUCAAGCUCGCCAAGCUGCCCUCAACCAGCUCUACCCCUCGGACCUGUUGAGCCAGCCUUUCAAUGUCGCCGAGCUUGAUCUGGCACCGCCGCCGAUCAAUCUCCCUCCCAAUUCUAGCGUUACUCGUUCUGAGACAGCUAAUUGCCCUCCCAAAUACAUUCGCUCGACUCUCAAUGCGGUCCCCACGACCAAUUCGCUGUUGAAAAAGUCCAAGCUACCACUCUCACUCGUUAUCCAGCCGUAUGGCUCUCUCCACGACGACGAAGACAAUGUUCCUGUUGUUCAGGAUCAGGUCAUUUCUCGCUGCCGACGCUGCAGGACUUACAUCAACCCAUACGUCACAUUCAUGGACCACGGCCACCGAUGGCGCUGCAACAUGUGCAAUCUAACCAAUGACGUUCCGCAGGCUUUUGAUUGGGACUCUGCUACUCAAAAGACUGUUGACAGAUGGCAGCGACCUGAGCUGAACCACGCCGUUGUCGAAUUUGUUGCGCCCCAAGAGUACAUGGUCAGGCCUCCCCAGCCUCUAGUCUACCUGUUCCUCUUUGACGUCAGCUACGCCGCCAUCUCCAGCGGCCUGCUCGCCACCAGUGCCCGCACGAUUCUUGACAGCCUCAACCGCAUUCCCAAUGCCGACAGACGCACUCGCAUUGGUUUUAUGGCUGUCGACGCAAGCCUGCACUACUUCUCCAUUCCCAAGGACGAGGACGAGAAUGCGGAGGUUAGUAUGCUUGUUGUCAGCGAUUUGGAGGAGCCUUUUCUUCCUGUCCCCCACGAUUUACUCGUGCCUCUGUCCGAGUCUCGCCAGAGUGUCGAGAGGUUCCUGCAGAAGCUGCCCGAAAUGUUUCAGAACAAUCAGAGCAACAAUUCAUGCAUGGGACCUGCCCUGCGCGCCGGUCAUAAGCUCAUCUCUUCUCUCGGUGGAAAAAUCAUUGUUCUGACUGCUUCUCUGCCCAAUGUUGGCGCUGGCAAGCUCGAGAUGCGCGAAGACAAGAAGGUCCUCGGCACAUCCAAGGAGGGCGCGCUGCUACAAACUGGCAACAGCUUCUACAAGAGCUUUGCUGUGGAGUGCUCCAAGAAUCAGGUCUCUGUCGACAUGUUCUUAUUUUCGUCCCAAUACCAAGACGUUGCCUCGCUCAGCAACCUCCCCAGGUACACUGGUGGUCAGACCUGGUUCUAUCCUGGCUGGCACGCUUCUCGACCCGAGGAUGCGCUCAAGUUUGCUUCCGAGUUCAGCGAUCAUCUUUCUUCCGAGAUUGGUCUCGAGGCUGUUCUUCGUGUGCGUGCCACCACUGGCCUUCGCAUGAACACAUUCUAUGGCAACUUUUUUAAUCGCAGCUCCGACCUCUGCUCUUUCCCCGCUUUUCCCCGCGAUCAGUGCUAUGUUGUCGAAGUUGCGAUUGACGAGAACCUGACCAAGAACGUGGUUUGCUUCCAGGCUGCCAUUCUCCACACAACUUGCAACGGCGAGCGUCGCAUCCGCGUCUUGACCGUCGCUCUGCCCACGACCACUAACCUAUCGGAUGUUUAUGCCUCGGCUGACCAGUGCGCUAUCACAACUUACUUUACCCACAAGGCGGUUGAGAGAGUUCUCAGCAGCGGCCUGGACGCGGCCCGCGACGCGCUGCAAGCCAAGGUUACAGAGCUCCUUCAGACUUUCAGAAAAGAGCUAGCUGGUGGCAGCAUGGGCGGUGGUUUGCAGUUCCCUGCCAAUCUGCGUGGCCUGCCCAUACUGUUCCUCGGUCUGAUGAAGAAUGUCGGUCUUCGCAAAUCGGCGCAGAUCCCCACUGAUAUCCGAUCUGCGGCCCUCUGUCUGCUCUCCACCCUGCCCGUGCCUCUACUGAUGCGCUACAUUUACCCCCGCUUGUACUCGCUGCACGAUAUGCCUGAUACGGCCGGCAUCAGUGAUGGCGAAACUGGACAGAUUGUGCUGCCGCUGCCUCUGAACCUCACCUCUGAGAGGCUGGCCUCACACGGCCUGUAUCUGAUUGAUGAUGGACAGACGCAGUUCCUCUGGGUUGGCCGCGACGCCGUUCCCCAGCUUAUCGCCGAUGUCUUUGGCGUCGACGACCGCACGAAUAUCCAUGUCGGUAAGGGCCGCGUACCCGAGCUAGAAGGAGAUUUCAACGAGAGAGUACGUGCCGUGGUUCAAAAGAGCAGAGACCAUCGCUCCCUCGGUGUUGGCAGCAUUACGGUGCCUCAUCUGUAUAUUGUGCGCGAGGACGGCGAGCCUAGUUUGAAGUUGUGGGCUCAAACACUGUUGGUAGAGGAUCGUGCGGACCAGAGCGUCAGCGCCGCCCAGUGGCUGGGCAUUUUGCGAGAGAAGGUUGUGCAGUAA
Beauveria bassiana ARSEF 2860 is the source of this 2787-nucleotide messenger RNA. Its product is annotated as Sec23/Sec24 trunk domain-containing protein. NCBI's taxonomy places the organism in Eukaryota, Fungi, Ascomycota, Sordariomycetes, Hypocreales, Cordycipitaceae. The record is from RefSeq and is a predicted model, not a curated record. Gene Ontology annotation, cellular component: COPII vesicle coat; endoplasmic reticulum exit site. Gene Ontology annotation, biological process: intracellular protein transport; endoplasmic reticulum to Golgi vesicle-mediated transport; COPII-coated vesicle cargo loading. Gene Ontology annotation, molecular function: SNARE binding; zinc ion binding. The coding region runs from base 1 to 2787 and encodes 928 amino acids. The transcript is spliced from 3 exons.